Messenger RNA from Drosophila sulfurigaster albostrigata, 1713 nucleotides. It is a transcript of the gene TrpRS, whose product is annotated as tryptophan--tRNA ligase, cytoplasmic. Gene Ontology annotation, cellular component: cytoplasm. Gene Ontology annotation, molecular function: ATP binding; tryptophan-tRNA ligase activity. Bases 124 to 1428 code for a protein of 434 amino acids. The record is from RefSeq and is a predicted model, not a curated record. NCBI's taxonomy places the organism in Eukaryota, Metazoa, Arthropoda, Insecta, Diptera, Drosophilidae. The transcript is spliced from 4 exons. Gene Ontology annotation, biological process: tryptophanyl-tRNA aminoacylation.
UGUGAGCUCCUAAUCACUUACUGCUGUUUCUUGCACAUGUGAAAGGCCAAUUUCAACAGCCAGUAUUAUACGCUAAAGAAACACGCUUAAAUAGACAAAACAAACAAAAUAGAAUAUAAACAAAUGGCGGAAGUUAAACAAACGGUUGUUGAAGGCGUCGAUGCACUAACGUUGAACGGCAAAUCAGACGCGGACACUGUGGAAACGGCAACCGAUGCACAGGCCCAAGAAACUGCAGGAGACGAAGCAACAACAAAUGCGGAUGAUGUUGUGGAUCCAUGGAACGUUGCUAGCAGCAACGAUGCAGGCGUCGACUACGACAAGCUAAUAAAGCGCUUCGGUUCAAGUAAAAUCGAUGAUGAACUUAUCGCACGAUUUGAAAAAAUUACGGGGAAGCCAGCUCACCAUUUUCUUAGACGUGGCCUGUUCUUUUCGCAUCGCGAUCUGCACACGAUACUUACACUACGCGAGCAGGGCAAACCGUUCUAUUUGUACACUGGCCGUGGGCCCAGCUCGGGAUCCUUGCACAUUGGUCACUUGGUGCCGUUUAUUAUGACCAAAUGGCUGCAGGAGACAUUUGAUGUACCGCUGAUCAUUCAACUUACUGACGAUGAGAAAACAUUGUGGAAAGAUCUUAAAAUCGAGGAAGCCAUCAAAUUGGCUCGCGAAAAUGCCAAGGAUAUUGUUGCUAUGGGAUUCGAUGUGAACAAGACGUUCAUCUUCAACAAUCUGGAGUUUAUGGGUAAAUGUCCCGCUAUGUACCAGAAUAUUAUACGCAUUCAGAAGUGUGUCACCUUUAAUCAGGUGAAGGGCAUUUUCGGCUUUGGCGACUCUGAUAUCAUUGGCAAGAUUGGCUUUCCCGCCGCCCAGGCAGCGCCGGCGCUGUCCAGCACAUUUCCCUUCAUCUUUGGCAAUAAGAAGGUGCAUUGCUUGAUACCCUGCGCCAUCGAUCAGGAUCCCUAUUUCCGCAUGACACGCGAUGUUGCUCCGCGUCUGGGUUUCCCCAAAUGUGCGCUGCUGCACUCAAGCUUCUUUCCAGCAUUGCAGGGCGCCAAGACGAAAAUGUCGGCCAGCGAGCAAAACUCUGCUGUGUUCUUAACCGACACGCCGAAGCAGGUCAAGAAUAAGAUCAAUAAAUAUGCAUUUUCUGGCGGACGCGUCACUGUGGAGGAGCAUCGUAAGCUGGGCGGCAUUCCCGACAUUGAUGUGGCCUAUCAGCUGUUGAAAUUCUUCCUCGAGGACGAUGCCAAGCUGGAGGAAGUGCGUGUAGCCUACAGCAAGGGUGAAAUGCUCACCGGAGAAAUCAAGAAGCUCGCUAUUGAGACUGUUACGCCCAUUGUGGAGCAGCAUCAGGCUGCGCGUAAACUGAUCACGGAUGAGGUGCUGGACAAAUACUUUGAGCUGCGACCUCUGAAAUACGGCAGUUAAAAGUACAUAAACGAUAUGUACACAAGCAUUAAUAGCAAACAAAUAAAAAAAAGAAUGUUUAACGUAAUAAAUUAAAUAUUAAACUUAUUCACAUUUUUAACAAAAGUGAACAAGUCUAAAAAAAGCAAAGAAAUAUAUUUAUUGAACGUUUGUCACAGCUGAAAGCUUGCUAGACUUUCUUAAGCUUCAUUGUGCUCGCUAUUUAUUUACUAAGCAAAACAGAAAAAAUAUAUUGUUUGAUUAUUUUUAUACGCAUUAAUCAAUAAACGUAAACUCCGUCUCCGA